AUGGGCUGCUUCAGCUUUUUCAAGAGGCCAAGCUCGGACAGCUCCUCGACCUACAGCGAGAGGACGCUGAUCGACGAAGGCGCGCAGCACGUCAAGGGCGAAAAGGCCUUGUCAACCACCUCAUCCAAGCCCAACGUGACGGGGCCCCGCCUCGAGGCACUGCGCAGGCGCAUGGACGAAGAGGCCUGCGACUACUACAUCGUCCCCACCGACGAUGCGCACGGUAGCGAGUACACUGCGCCGAGCGAGCAGCGCCGUGUCUGGAUCUCGAACUUCACCGGUUCGGCAGGAACAGCGGUGGUGGCAAGGGACUCGGCCCACCUCUUUGCAGACGGCCGCUACCACGUCCAGGCCGCCGAGCAGCUCGACGACAACUGGCGCCUACACAAGGUCGGACAGACCGGCGUAAAGGACUGGCCGGCCUGGCUUCUCGACCAGGUCACGGAAGGAGACAAGGUCGGCCUAGACCCAGCGCUGAUCAGCUAUACCGAGGGCAAGUCGCUCGUCACCGCCCUGAUGACGAAGAAGGCCGAGGCCGUCUUCCCAACCCGCAACCUCGUCGACGUCGCGUGGGGCGACGAGCGCCCGGACCCCAUCGACGCUCCGAUCAAGGUGCACGAGCUCAAGUUCGCCGGCAAGCCCGCCCAGGACAAGCUCGCAGACGUCCGCAGGGACCUCGGAUCGCAGCCGGCCAACUCUGCCUUUAUCGUCCCCACCCUCGACGAUGUCGCAUGGCUGCUCAACCUCCGCGGCGCCUCGGUCCCGUGCAACCCGGUCUUUCCCGCCUACGUCGUCGUCUCCCGCGAUGACACGGCGCUCUUUGUCAGCGAUGCCCUCCUGGUGCCCGGCAGCGAGGCCGACCGCUACGUGCGCGAGGAGCUCAAGCUGACCGUCAAGCCUUAUGACGAGGUCUGGGACUACCUCACUUCCCGGCAAUGGGCCGGCGAGGCGAUCCGGGGCGCCGACGACGAGGGCGAGUCGCGGGCCAAGCUCGUCUCUGGCGAAAAGGUGUCGUACGCCGUGGUCAACUCGGUGGGCGAGGACAACUUUGUCGUCGUCAACCCUUCGCCGCUGGCUCUGCGCAAGGCGGUCAAGAACCACGCUGAGCUGGCCGGCUUCCGCGCGGCCCACCUGCGCGACGGUGCCGCCUGGGUCCGCUGGGCGGCCUGGCUCGAGGAGGAGGUCAAGGUCAAGGGCCACCGGGUCGACGAGCACGCCGCCGCCGUCGAGUUCCAACGGAUCCGCAGCAGCAUGCCGCUCUAUGCCGGCGAGGCCUACGACGCCAUCAGCGCCUCGGGGCCCAACGCUGCCCUCCCCCACUACGAGACGCCGGCCGAGGGCAGCCGCCUGAUUGACCGGUCCACGCCCUACCUCAACGACUCGGGCGCCCAGUACCACGACGGCACCAUCGACUGCACGCGCACCGUGCACUUUGGACGCCCGACGCACGAGCAGAAGAGGGCCUAUACCCGGGUGCUGCAGGGCCACAUCGCCCUCGACAUGGCCACGUUCCCCGCGGGCACGACGGGCGCGCAGCUGGACUGCCUUGCGAGGCAGCCGCUGUGGUCCGACGGCUACAACUACCUCCACGGCACGGGCCACGGUGUGGGGUCCUACCUCAACGUCCACGAGGGUCCGCAGGGCUUUUCGAGCUCGUCGGGCGGGUCCAAGACGCCCGUGGCGCUGCUCGAGGGCAUGGUGCUGAGCAACGAGCCGGGCUUUUACGAAGAGGGCCACUUUGGCAUCCGCAUCGAGUCGCUCGUCGCCGUCACGCGCGUGCACACCCACCGCGGCUUUGGCGCGGCGGGCUGGUUUGGCUUCGAGCGCAUCACGCAGGUGCCCAUCGCCACCAACCUCGUCGACCACCGCCUGCUGACGUACGCCGAGGCGAGGUGGCUCAAGGAGCACAAUGCAGACGUCCGGAGGAAGCUGCUGCCGCUCGUCAAGGACGACCGACGCGCCUCUCGCUGGCUCCGAAGGCAGUGA
Messenger RNA from Pseudozyma flocculosa PF-1, 1986 nucleotides. RefSeq lists its product as uncharacterized. Lineage: Eukaryota; Fungi; Basidiomycota; Ustilaginomycetes; Ustilaginales; Ustilaginaceae. The record is from RefSeq and is a predicted model, not a curated record. The coding region runs from base 1 to 1986 and encodes 661 amino acids. Gene Ontology annotation, molecular function: metalloaminopeptidase activity. The transcript has a single exon.